Molecule: messenger RNA, 2562 nt
Organism: Hyaloperonospora brassicae
Lineage: Eukaryota; Oomycota; Peronosporomycetes; Peronosporales; Peronosporaceae
Source: the annotation of a GenBank genome assembly
AUGGGCGAGUCGCGGCGUGUCGCACGAUCCCGAGACCCCAGCAGCGCCAUGAGCACCUAUUUGCCCUUACAGCAGCAGCCGCCGCCGCACCAGCAGCAGCCGCAGCAGUCGACGAGUAUGGCGCUGUACCACAACGCCGCAAUGGGUCACGGCCUCGCGAGUGCUGCGCCGAGCCACACUGACGCGUCGCCACCGCUGCCGCCGCCCUCGGGACCGACAGACAGUGGCGUGUUCUUCUCGCCGACGUCAAGCACGUGCCUCAUGUGCUACAACGCGCACGUGGACGUGCUGCUCGAGCCGUGCCACCACCAGUUCCACGCGCGCUGCAUUGAGCACGCGCUGGCCAAGGAACGCAUCUGUCCGACGUGCUGGACGCCUGUGCGGACGCCCCGGAGGCUGAUGAUGCAGUCGCCACACCACCAGCAGCACCACCACCAGCAGCAGCAGCAGCACUUUGUUGCUCAGAUGCAGCGCGGUGCUGGCCCGUCUGUCGACAGUUGCCAGUACGCAGUGGACUCCAAGACGCACGUGCUGGAGCAUGGAGCAGUGAUGCGCAAGGGCAAGUGGACCGCCGAAGAGAGCGCGUACUGCGACCGACUGAUUGAAGAGUUCAAGAAGGGCAACUUGCCGCUGGCCGAAGGCACGACGCUGCGCACGUUUUUGUCCAAGUUGCUGCACUGCGACCCCAUGCGCAUCUCGAAGAAGUACACUGGCGACCAGUGCAUUGGCAAAAUCAUCUUCCGCCGCCGCGAGGACGACGUCGCGAAGGGCGACCUCGAGACCAUUCGCAAGGAACUGGCCGAGCUCGAGAAGACGUACUUGGAGCGCGAGCAGUACAACCAGCGGCGACGGGAGAAGCGCCUCGAGUCGGAGCUGUCGCGCGACAAGAACCGCUUUGCGGCGGCGCGCGCGAUUGGAUACGCCGCGGCCGCCGGGCGGUCGCCGCAUGCGCCGUCCCAAGCACAAGUACAAGCGGGUGGAGCUGCUGGUGGGUAUUCGCCCGGAGCGGCUACGCACCAGUCGAUGGGUCAGCACGAGGCGCGGGCGCUGCCUAUGCAAGAGCCACUGCACGGAGGCGCUGGCUACGGUGGGCCAUUGGGGCGAGCGGGAGGCGGGAUGCUGCCCGUCCCGCCGCCGCUCCAUCCGCCCCAGCAACCGCCGGCGACGAGCAGUGCGGCCUCGUCGCAUGGCUUCCACGGCGAGCACAGCAGCAUGGCCAUGCUGGGCAUUGCCGGGGCGCUCGCCCACGGUCAAGGAGCUGGGCACGCGGGGCCGGACAGCCGCUCGGCUGGUCCGCUGGCCAUGGACAGUGGCAAUGCGAGCGACGCGUUCCCGCGCGUGUCGUCGAUCGACAGCUUCUCGUGCUUGUUCCCGCGCGUGGCCAGUGUGGAGAACUUUCAGCACGCAGCGUCGUCGGGGUUUGCGGGCCUGGCGGCGGGCGUGUCGUUUGCACUAGCGAGCGAGACGCUCACGACGACGACCACGUCGACUAGCAGUGGCUUUGAUGCGCAGUCGGGCGGAUUGCCCAAGCCCCUGUCGAUUGGCGAGAGCCUGAAUGCCUACUUUCCCCGCAUUCAGUCGCUCGAGCAGCUUUCGCACUUGUUGCAGGACCACGGGCCGCACAGUCCACGCGGGGCACUAAUUGCGCCAGUCGCGCUCAACCCGCGAGAAGCGAUGGAAAAAGCAAGUGACACGAGCAAACCGCAGCAGCAGCAGCAGGAGCAACAGCAGCAUGCAGAGGAGCGGGUUGCAUCAGGGAGCGAUCGAAGAAUAGCUGAAGAGUCUGGCGAGCAUGAUGGGGUCGAAGAGCAGCAGCGGGACGGCGGAAUCAAGACCGAGCCAAGUGCGUAUGUUGGCCGUGAGGCAAGUGCCGAGUCGUCUGAUGCCAUGAGCAGUUCUGCGAGCUCUGGAGGAUCGAAGCGUCUGAGUCCCAGCCACAACGCUUCCGCGUCGUCCGGCAUGGGGAACCAGAUUCAGAUCCCGAAGCCGCUGAACAAGAUGCCGCGGAGCUCGUCCGGUAUCUUUCCGCGCGUGCCGUCCAUGGACAAAAUGCCUCGGGUCUCUUCGGCCGACGACAAAUUUCCUCGUGUUGCUUCGUUGGAGAAACUGCCGCGCAUUCCAUCGAUGGAUAAGUUGCAUGCAGUGGGCGGUGGCAGCGAGCAACGGAUCCCCCGCGUGCCUUCGAGUGACAUGAUGGCGCGAGUGCCGAGCUCGGAUAUGCUGUCGCGCUUUGGCUCGAGCGACCACCUCAGCAGCUUUCCGUCGUUUUCGAACCUGAGUGCACUCUCGUCGAGUGCCUCGUACGACAAGUUGAGCUCGCUGGGUGGCUUCAAGUCUGGCUUUCCGCGCAAUUCAUCGAUCGAGGACAUUUUGUCUCUCGUGGCGUCGUCCGAGUCGACAGGUCUUUCGUCCAAUGGCUCGACGUUGCAGUUGAGUGCACUGGCCGCAGUUGCAGGCGAGGAGUCAUCGCAUUUGGCAAAUGAACGGAAACGGCGGCUGGAGAACUCGCAGCAGGACACGCCGCUGACGGCUGACAAUAAGAAGAGCAAGUUGUCGGCCUGA